Messenger RNA from Vicia faba (fava bean), 1821 nucleotides. The record is from the annotation of a GenBank genome assembly. Lineage: Eukaryota; Viridiplantae; Streptophyta; Magnoliopsida; Fabales; Fabaceae.
AUGUUCAAUUUCAUGCAAAAUUAUCAAAAUCCUAAUUCUCAAAAUUCUCAAAUUCCAUCAGUACCACCAAACCCCGCCAUAUUUUUUCAGUCACCAAACAAUUCAAAUAUGUAUCAAAAUCCUAAUCCUCAAAAUUCUCAAGUUCCACCAUUUUCUACUCAAGUUGGUGUUGAAAAAGAAGAAAGGGUUCUCGUUAAAAAAAAAUCUCGAGAGCAAUUUACAAGGGAUGAGGAUAUAUGUCUUAUCCAAUCAUGGCUCAAUGUUUCAAAGGAUCCAAUUGUGGGAGUUGAUCAAAAAGCUGAGAGUUUUUGGCAUAGAAUCGCUACAAAUUAUAACCAGUAUCGCGGGCAAUUGCGAGAAAAGUUAAGUGGUCAAUUAAAAUGUCGAUGGCAUCGAAUAAAUGCGUCGGUUCAAAAAUUUGUUGGGUGUUAUAGACAAGCUGUCAAUGGAAAGAAAAGUGGGACAUCGAAGAACGAUAUCAUGGCUGCUGCACAUGCUUUUUAUGCUCAAGAUCAAGGUACAACAUUCAAUCUUGAGUAUGCAUGGAGAUUGUUAAAAGAUGAAGCUAAAUGGGGCUUCAUCGGAGAAUCGAUUGGAAAUUCUUCAAAAAUGACACAGACUUCUGCUAGUGGGGCAUCAUCGGAGAUCCCUGAUACACCUUCAAGUUAUGAGUUUAACUCAUCAUCACCAAUGGAGCGUCUAAUGGGACAAAAGGCAGCAAAAAGGAAGGGUAAGGCAAAGGAAAUUUCAAAUGCAACGCAAGAUGCAAGGAAUAAAAGAGCAGAAACAAUGGAAAGACUUGCGCAAAGUAAGGAGGACGAGGUAGAAUUAAAGGAGUUAGUUGAAGAAGAAUUUAUGGACGACAGUGAUGAAGAACAACAUCUUCAAAAUGAAUGUCAAUUUGGAAGUUCCUCUAGGCCAAAGAGAAGAACUACGAUAGAUCGAGGUCGUGAAGAAGGGCACAAUCGGUUAUUCAAUGACUACUUCUCAGAAAAUCCAGUAUACACAGAUGUACAAUUCCGAAGAAGGUUCAAAAUGCAUAGGCAUGUGUUUCUUCGAAUUGUAGAUGCCCUCGGCAAUCAUGAUGAAUAUUUCCAAAUGAGGGUCGAUGCAACUGGUAAGAUGGGUCUUUCACCAUUGAAGAAAUGCACAUCUGCUAUUCGUAUGUUGGCAUAUGGGUCUCCCGCUGACAUUGUAGACGAAUAUGUUCGAAUCGGUGAAAGUACCUCAAUUGAGUGCUUAGAAAGAUUCGUUAAGGGCGUGAAUGUUGUAUUUGGGGCUGAGUAUUUGAGAAAGCCUAACAACACUGAUAUUGAACAUCUUUUACAAAUGGGUGAGUCACAUGGCUUUCCAGGUUCAAACAAUGACAUUAAUGUGUUAAACCAAUCCAAUGUGUUUAACGAUAUUUUGGAAGGACGUACUGCUAAUGUGCAAUAUACAAUCAAUGGAACUCCUUAUAAUAUGGGAAAGGAUGUGGAACGGGCAUUUGGAGUGCUUCAAUCUCGUUUUGCAAUAAUACGUGGUCCAGCGUGUGCUUGGCACAUGGAAAUCCUCAAGCAUACCAUAUAUGCUUGCAUCAUAUUGCACAACAUGAUUGUCGAAGACGAACGACACACAUAUGGAGGUGAUUUUGAUUACUCUUACGAUAAUGUCGGUAACAACAACUCAACGACUGAAACAUUUAACGGUCCUCAUCCGAAUCUUGCAACAAGACUACAAAGAAGAGCAACUCUUCGUGAAAAACAAGUUCAUCGCCAACUUCAAGGAGAUCUAGUCGAGCAUAUUUGGGAACGUUUUGGACAUGAGGACGAUGAAAAUUAA